AUGGCAACCAAACGGAAAACUCCAGCCAAGAUUGCGCAGCCUGUCGUCAAACAAAACGCAAAACAGACUCUCAAGGCGAACAUAAAUGAAUCAGAUACCGCCGUCUCUGGCGUUGAGACCUACAGAGAUGGCUCCAGCGGCGCAGCUGGCGAUGUUAUAGAAAUCUCGAGCGAUGCCGACAGCAGCGAGUACGAGCUAUCCGACGCUGAGGAGACAGCCGGCGAUGCGCCAACAAAGAAGACCAAGAACGCGCUCCCUACAUCUGCCAGGAAUGGCGACGCAGACAAUGAUGUGCCUAUGGCUGGCGCAUCUGGUGAGGAUGCCGAGUCGGAUCAAGAGCUGGCUGCUCCUACAUUUGGCGAUCUUGUUCGCGCCAAUGAGACGAUAGAUGUUUCCGCUGCUCUUUCCGCCGCGCAACCGUCAGCUCUGACUGCUCGUGGCAAAUCCAUAGCGCCUCCCAGCUCCGCCUCUCUUGGCACAGUCCUGUCCCAAGCCCUCCGGACUGACGACGCCGACUUACUCGAAUCGUGUCUCCACGCCUCGGACCUCGUCACAGUUCGCAACACCAUCCAGCGCCUAGACUCUUCUCUGGCCGGCAUACUUCUCACAAAAUUGGCUUCGAGGAUGCACAGGCGCCCUGGCCGAGCAGGAAGUCUGAUGACUUGGGUGCAAUGGACUCUUGUAGCACAUGGCGGCGCCCUCGCCACGCAACCCGGCCUGGCUAAGCAGCUCAGCGAACUCAACCGAGUCCUCGAUGAGCGUUCGCGCGGACUUGGCUCACUCCUUGCCUUGAAGGGUAAACUAGACAUGUUGGAGUCGCAAAUGCAAUUAAGGCGCAGCAUGCAACAAGGUACCGGCUCGGACGAUGAAGAGGACGACGGCGAGGAGGGUGUUGUCUACGUGGAAGGAGAGGAUAGCGAUAUGGACGUCGACAUUGACGACAUGGACGUUGAUGAUGAGUUGGCUGGCACAAACGGCCUCUUGGACGGCGAGGCCUCGGAAGACGACGAUGAGUACAGCGAAGAUGACGAUGAAGCUGACGAGGCCAUUGGCGCUGAGGAGCCGGUGGAUGAAAACGAGGUGAAUCACUCCGAUGUCGACUCGUUAGAAGACGAGGAUAGCGAUGCAGAGGCUGCACCACCGACCAAGAAGGGGCGCAGGUAG
Messenger RNA from Pestalotiopsis fici W106-1, 1164 nucleotides. RefSeq lists its product as uncharacterized. The transcript has a single exon. Gene Ontology annotation, biological process: maturation of SSU-rRNA from tricistronic rRNA transcript (SSU-rRNA, 5.8S rRNA, LSU-rRNA). The coding region runs from base 1 to 1164 and encodes 387 amino acids. The record is from RefSeq and is a predicted model, not a curated record. NCBI's taxonomy places the organism in Eukaryota, Fungi, Ascomycota, Sordariomycetes, Amphisphaeriales, Sporocadaceae. Gene Ontology annotation, cellular component: nucleolus.